CCCCAUCAUCGAAUCCCCCGACCAUUUCCGCCCGAGUAAGCGUGUGAAUCUCUUCAUUGUCCAAAUAAUAAUAUCUCCCUCGCCUACGAGGAGAAGCGGCGCGAGAUCGAGAUCGAGAUCUCAGAGGAAUCGCGCGAUGGAGAAGGCGAUCGAGAGGCAAAGGAUCCUCCUCACCCACCUCCUCCCAUCAUCAUCAUCAUCAUCGUCAUCUUCGAUUUCUCCGAGCGAUUCGUCGCUUCUCGCGGCUUCGGUUUGUGCUGCGGGUGAUAGUGCUGCUUACCAGAGGAGUUCUUCGUAUGGAGACGAUGUCGUCGUCGUGGCUGCUUACCGAACUCCUAUCUGCAAGUCCAAACGAGGGGGUUUUAAGGAUACAUAUCCUGAGGAUCUUCUAACUGCUGUUCUCAAGGCACUUUUGGACAAUACUAAACUGAAUCCAAGUGAUGUUGGUGAUAUUGUGGUUGGCACCGUCUUGGCACCAGGUUCCCAAAGAGCAACAGAGUGCAGGAUGGCAGCUUUUUAUGCUGGUUUUCCAGAAACUGUUCCUGUUAGAACAGUGAACCGCCAAUGUUCAUCUGGUCUUCAGGCAGUUGCUGAUGUUGCUGCUGCCAUAAAAGCUGGUUUCUAUGACAUAGGAAUUGGAGCUGGACUAGAAUCAAUGACCAUGAACAGUGUUGCUUGGGAAGGAUCAAUAAAUCCGAAAGUUAAUGCAUUCCAAAAAGCACAGGAUUGUCUUCUUCCCAUGGGAAUCACUUCUGAGAAUGUUGCACAUCGGUUUGGUGUGACCAGACAGGAACAAGAUCAGGCUGCUGUUGAAUCUCAUAAGCGAGCAGCUGCUGCAACCGCUUCCGGUAAAUUUAAAGAUGAGAUAGUUCCAGUGACAACAAAGAUUAUAGAUCCAAAAACUGGAGAAGAAAAACAAGUUACAAUUUCUGUUGAUGAUGGAAUAAGGCCAGAGACAUCGUUAUCCGGUCUGGCAAAGCUCAAACCAGUAUUUAAGAAGGAUGGGAGCACGACUGCUGGCAAUUCUAGUCAAGUAAGCGAUGGUGCUGGAGCAGUCCUCCUCAUGAGGAGAGACGUAGCAAUGAGGAAAGGAUUUCCUAUAUUUGGAGUUUUCAGGAGCUUUGCUGCCGUUGGAGUGGAUCCUGCUGUUAUGGGCGUUGGUCCUGCUGUCGCAAUUCCUGCUGCAGUAAAAUCUGCAGGUCUUGAAAUUGGAGAUAUUGAUCUUUUUGAAUUAAAUGAGGCUUUUGCGUCUCAAUUUGUAUUCUGCUGCAAGAAGCUGCAGCUGGAUCCAGCAAAAGUAAAUGUGAAUGGAGGAGCAAUCGCUCUUGGGCAUCCUUUGGGUGCAACAGGAGCCCGUUGUGUGGCCACUCUGCUGAACGAAAUGAAGCGUAGAGGAAAGGAUUGCAGAUUUGGUGUUGUCACCAUGUGCAUCGGAUCUGGAAUGGGGGCUGCAGCAGUUUUCGAAAGAGGUGACGGUGUUGAUGAACUCUCCAAUGCCAAGAAGAUCGAAUCCCAAAAAUGGUUAUCGAAGGAUGCUGUGUAAAGCCCUUCAUUUUAAGUUUUGCAAAAGCGUUUUUAAUAAAAAACCAAACUGAGAAAUUAGGUAAAUUAUGGCUUGGGGCUGAUAUGAAAUAUGUCUAUAAGCCCAUGCGAUGGACUCGAAUAGUACAUGAAUACACCACUCAAGUGACCGAACAAAUAACCUUCGUGAUCUUUACUCAUAUGCAUUUGUUAAGGCACAUGUAGAUGCCUCGAUUCUACUCUUUGUUUAUGCACUGCUCAAGCAUAAAUAGCCAUAAGUUUCUUAUGAAGGUUUGAAUAUACCUUUUUUUUUUUGGUUUGAGAAAUAGUAGCUUGCUACCGUUUCAUUUAUCAAGAGCUUUCUUUUA
Messenger RNA from Ananas comosus (pineapple), 1889 nucleotides. Its product is annotated as 3-ketoacyl-CoA thiolase 2, peroxisomal-like. Gene Ontology annotation, molecular function: acetyl-CoA C-acyltransferase activity. The transcript is spliced from 14 exons. The record is from RefSeq and is a predicted model, not a curated record. NCBI's taxonomy places the organism in Eukaryota, Viridiplantae, Streptophyta, Magnoliopsida, Poales, Bromeliaceae. Bases 137 to 1543 code for a protein of 468 amino acids. Gene Ontology annotation, biological process: phenylacetate catabolic process; fatty acid beta-oxidation. Gene Ontology annotation, cellular component: peroxisome.